CAUGUAUAGUCACGUGCAUUUAACAUGACAUUGAGGAAACAAAAUGGACGCUGUUAUCAGAGGAACUUUUUGUGUUCUUCAAACCAUUGAGUAGAUGAAACAUGAGUGAUACAGACAGCAAUAGCGACACGGAAGACUUAAUUGAGACAAGCGGCGAUGACGAUGAUGAAGACUUAGGUAAUCCUGAUUACAAGAACUGGGUCAGAGCCGCCAAGGGCCUAGAGUAUCUACAACAGGGACUUGCUCCUUUUGUUUCUACAGAAAUCACUGAAAACGUUACAAAUUUCUUCAAGGGUUUGCCUCUCGCAUCGGGACAAGUUAAUUGCAAUCAAUGCACUAAAGCAAAUUUACUUGCCGACCACCCAGCCGGAAAAUGUAACAGCAAAGAUAGGAACAAAUGUUACUGUAACAUACAGAAAAACAAAAGAAGGCUAUGUCCAAAUGGUAUUUGUAGUAAGCUGUAUCACUUUAUUGUGCAGGAGCAUAGAAGUAACGACCCACUCUGGUUAAAUUCAGACAUUGCAAAAUGGUGCUCAGAUGUAUGGUUUGUAGCAAAAUGCUUCAUGACAUCAAGUUGUGGUACUGCCAAUUCAGCACAAUCCACGGACGCUGCAGGACUUCUUAGUAUUGUUGUGAAUGCAAAGUUCUUCCAACAGAAGUUAACAUGUAAGAUAGAUCCGGGGAAAGAUGAUUUCUCUAAGGCUCGGAAUGCAAGAAACGAAAUACUACACAAAGCAGAAAUGAAGUUGUCUGAACAGGAAUUAUUUUACUACAUCGACCUGUUUGUAGCGGUGUUACACGACCCUAAAACUCUUCUUAACGACAAAGAUGCACAAGAUGCUGUUAAAAAGUUAUUUAAAUUGAAAGACAAUCAAAUUCAUAUAAACAUGGGAGAGAAGAAGAAGAUUCUAUUGGCUAGGGAAGAGGCAUUGAAAGCCUUGAAAACAAUCGAAGAAGAAAAAGAGAAAGCUUUAGAGAAUAUAAUCACCACAAGAGAUGAUACUCUCCAAUGCAUUGAAGACAAAAAAUUAGAAGUUCUAGAUGAACUUGAAGAAGUCAGAGCAGAUGUUAUUUCUGGCAGUGAAAUGAAAAUUGCUAAAACGGUUGAAGAUGUAGCUAUGAUAGAUGAAAGAUUGAAACAAGUAGAAGAAUAUCUAGAAAAUAUCAAGAAGCAGGAAAUUAAACGUUGCAUUUCGAGAAGUCAUAGCAAAGAUGAAAUUCAAGACACAGGAGCAGCAUGUGACCAUUAUUAUGGAAAUACUGAAAUAAAGACAGAUGAAGAUACAAUUGUAAAUGUAGAGGAUGCUGAUGUUUCAUUGAGAGAUUAUCAGAAAGAACUUGCUGAAGAAGGGGUGAAGGGAACAAAUGUGGUAAUAAUGGCGCCUACAAACUCCGGAAAGACACGAGUGGCGUGUAAAAUAACGCAGGAACAUUUACGGAAAAAGAGGGACGGAAAAGUUAUAUUUUUAGUAGAGAACGAAGCUCUAGCCUAUCAGCAAGGAAAGGUGUUCAGUAAACUCCUUCCUGCUUAUAGAACAAAGGUGAUCAGUGGAACCGUUCAAAGAGAUAAAAAGAUGUUUCUUAAAGACUUCAUACACAUGAGGGACAUACUCGUUGUAACAGCACAGAUCUUGUUAAAUUCAUUAAAGACCAAAGAAAUUGACAGCCUAGUACAAUUUUCUCUCAUUGUGUUUGACGAAUGUCACCAUGCCCAUGAUUUGCAUCGAUAUAAUGAAAUAAUGGGCCAUUAUAUUGAUCUGAAAUUGCAAAAUGUUUCACCACUUCCACAGGUUGUUGGUCUAACUGCAUCGCUAGGCGUAGGCGGAAAUUCGGAUCCUAAAGCUGCCAUGGAUCACAUGGAAAAACUUCUUACAAAUUUGGACGCUGCAUUUCUAUGUACAGUUAAACGAAACAAAGAAGGACUCCAAAAAAUAGAAAACAGAGCAAAAGAGCAUAUUGUGGUUGCUGAAGCAAGAGUCGAUGAUUUAUACAAGAAAGCGAUUCUUGAAAACAUGCAUGCUAUUGAUGGUUACAUGAUAAAUCACCCAAGUUUAUCGGAGGUUCCUCAAGCGUCAGAACUAAAGAAUAAAUGUCGAGUCCCUUCGUCGGCGGGCGAUACGCCUUUCCAAAAUUGGCUCAGUGAUUUCAAAAAGGCGCUCGGUGAUGUUCAUUCACAACGUGUUCGAAGAAUGAUGUUUCCAUGCUUGGAGCAUUUAGAGAUAUACAAUAAAUCCUUGAUGGUUCAUGCUGAUGCUAGAAUAAAAGAUGCGCGAGCAGUUCUUGUGGAAUUUAUGGAAGAGCAUCAGUAUAAGACAGACAAAACGGGCAAAAAUGAAACUGAUAAAAUGCUUCUUGAACUAUACGAAAAUUUGAAAGCCAAAUCAUUCGACAAUGAACCAGAAAAUCCUAAACUCUUGAAGCUGGGGGAACUUAUCAUCAAUAUUCUUGGCAACGACAAACAUGCAAAAGGAAUAGUAUUCGUGAAAACAAGGGAUCUUGCAAAAGCUAUAAGCAACUGGAUGAAUGAGACCGACAAUCUGAAGCAAUUUAAUGCUAAGGAAUGUGUUGGACAGGCCGCGUCGUUGAUAAAAGGAUUCGAAAUGUUAUCUGUAUUUCGAGGUAUGACACGAGCAAAGCAGAAGAAUGUGUUGGAGUACUUUAGAGGUGGACAUCAUAAACUGAUUAUUGCUACAUCUAUAGUAGAAGAGGGCAUUGACAUCACAAUGUGUAACCUGGUCAUCCGGUAUGAGCAUGUGACAAAUGAGAUCGUUCGAUUACAGUCCCGAGGACGAGCCAGAGCUGCAAAUAGCAAGUAUUAUGUAUUAACCGAAGCUGGAUCUUGGAUCGUAGGAAAAGAGGAAAAGAACAAAAUGCUUGAAGGUCUGAUGAAUCAAAUUGUGCCACUGUUACAGGCUAAAAUUGAAAAGGAUCCACUCGCUUGGCAACAACGUCUAACUGAAAGACAAAAAUACAUGAAACAACUUGAAGAGGAAAGAAAUGAGAGAGAUCGCAAAGCAAAAAUGGAGCAAGGUGUUAAAGAAUUGCACUGCUUUAAAUGCAGCAAGUUUAUUUGUUUAUCUUCUGACAUCCGUAGAAUCAAAGGCACUCAGCAUGUUGUCAUCGAUCAAGAUGUGCAAAAACGUAUCACCUGGACAAGAAAGCCAAUUCCUAAAUUUAAGAAUGACGACCUUAAAUUUGAUGGCACUACCUUAUGUGGAAACAGCACCUGUAAACAAAAGCUAGGAGGGGUGUGCGAAUAUAUGGGCAUUGAGUUCCCUUUGAUUGCAAUAACUUAUUUUCUUGUCGUUGAUGAAAACAAUAAAGGUAGAACAUUUAAAAAGUGGAAAGACGUAAAUUUCGAUAUUGAAGAUUACAGUUUAGAACAAUUCCAAGAAAUUGUUGAUGAGAGAAAAUGAUGCUGCUGAUUUUUAUAUUUGGUAAUGUUGCAAUGAUUAUCACCUGACGCAAUUACGCUAAAUUUUAAAUAAUUUGUGAUAGAAGUAUUAAAAUACAAUGUGGAAUUUAGACUUUUAUAAACAACACUAAUUCGCUAUAACUGUACUAAUUGUCAAACAUAAAAAGCAAGAGAUGGCUAAGCUGUAAGGGGCCAGUGAAUAACUGUAUUGAAACUGUAACUGGACAAUGAAAAUAAAAAGCUGUUAAAACUAAAAUUUAUAGAAGUGUUGAAGCUUAAUGGCCUUUAAACUACGUUUACAACUUUUCUUAAUACAAUGAAAAUGAAUAAACUAAGUAAGACAUUUGACUUUAUUACUAUAUUUAUUUUGAUUAAAUAUACUUAAAGUACAUUACAAACCCUCCAACAUAAUAAUGAGUAAAUGAUUUACUAGAUAUGUUACAUUUAAUAAAAGGUGCAAUAAAUUGAGAUGCUUAUAU
Molecule: messenger RNA, 3894 nt
Organism: Ruditapes philippinarum (Manila clam)
Lineage: Eukaryota; Metazoa; Mollusca; Bivalvia; Venerida; Veneridae
Product: ATP-dependent RNA helicase DHX58-like
Exons: 16
Coding region: 102-3416 (1104 amino acids)
Cellular component (GO): cytoplasm
Molecular function (GO): ATP binding; DNA binding; hydrolase activity
Source: RefSeq, a predicted model, not a curated record